Rhizophagus irregularis DAOM 181602=DAOM 197198 is the source of this 423-nucleotide messenger RNA. RefSeq lists its product as uncharacterized. Lineage: Eukaryota; Fungi; Glomeromycota; Glomeromycetes; Glomerales; Glomeraceae. The record is from RefSeq and is a predicted model, not a curated record.
GUCUAUAAGAAGUUUAAGAAGCGAGUCUAUAAUUGCAGGAGUUGAUCUAUUUCAUUGUCAUCAAAAAAACGAUAUAUCUUUUAACGAUAAAAGAAAGUUUGACGAUAAUCAAAUUGAAAACAGUUUUAAUGAAGACAAAAUUAUUAAAAAGAUUAAAUUAAUCAAAAAUGAAAAUAAUGAUUAUACUACGCAAGAAUUUGAAUUGGAUAUAGAUAUAAAUUCUGAAGACAGAAAAUCUGAACAAUGUAUCAUUGACGAAAGUUAUAUUACACAAGAAAUUGAUUUUGAUAUUUGAAUCUCGGUAUUUUUCAAAACUUAUUAGAAUCCAAUAUUUACACUUUUUCUUUUUUAGUAAUAUUAGUUAUAUAUACUGUAUAUUAAUUUAGUUGAACAUUAUAUAAAUUAUAUAUGGAGAAUAAAUUU